Molecule: messenger RNA, 3725 nt
Organism: Zea mays
Lineage: Eukaryota; Viridiplantae; Streptophyta; Magnoliopsida; Poales; Poaceae
Product: ABC transporter G family member 28
Exons: 11
Coding region: 128-3454 (1108 amino acids)
Biological process (GO): transmembrane transport
Cellular component (GO): membrane
Molecular function (GO): ATP hydrolysis activity; ATP binding; ABC-type transporter activity
Source: RefSeq, a predicted model, not a curated record
UUUUUUCUCCUCGCCACCAAAACGCCCCACGGCCGUACGUCCUCCUCCUCCUGCUCUGCUCCACCUCCUCCGUCCAAGUCGCAGACCCAGCUACCGUCUUGGACGGACCGUACCGACCGAUGCAACGAUGGCCUGCUGGGUGGCGGCCGCCAUGCACCUGCUGCUGCUCUGCAACGCCGCGGCCGCCGCGCGCGCCGCCGUCGCCCUGUUCGCCGCGACUCCGAUGCCCCCGCGCCUGUCCCUCGCGGAGGCCGCCGCCGCCGCCGGCGCAGGCGACUACGACGACGGCGGCACCGGGGACAAGGGGUCCCAGGCCCUCGUGGGGAGCCCCAUCGUGGCCGGCGCCAUGAACAACCGCCUGAGGGCGCUCACCUCCUCCUUCGCCGCCGCCAUCGGCAAGAAGCUGGACUACUGCAUCAAGGACACGGAGACGGAGUGGAAUCAGGCCUUCGAUUUCUCCAAGGACACCACCUUCCUCACCAAUUGCAUGAAGGAGACCAAGGGGGACCUCCAGCAGCGGAUCUGCACGGCCGCCGAGAUGAGGUUCUACUUCGACAGCCUGAUGGGCGGCGACGACACGGCGGAGGCCAACUACGUGAGGCCCAACGUCAACUGCAACCGGUCGUCGUGGAUCGACGGGUGCGAGCCCGGCUGGGCGUGCAGCGCCGGGGCCGACCAGAAGAUCAACCUGCAGGACACCAAGAACAUGCCCUACAGGCCGCUCAAGUGCCAGUCCUGCUGCCCAGGAUUCUUCUGCCCGCAUGGCCUCACCUGCAUGAUCCCUUGCCCUCUGGGUGCCUACUGUCCACGGUCCAGCCUGAAUACCUCCACAGGCAUCUGUGACCCCUACAACUACCAGCCGCCGCCCGGGAACCCUAACCACACCUGCGGAGCCGCCGACAUCUGGGCCGAUGUGGUCACGACAGAUGACAUCUUCUGCCCCGCUGGAUUCUACUGCCCCAGCACUAUACAGAAGCUCCCUUGUAGUAGUGGGUAUUAUUGCAGGAAGGGAUCAACCUCACAGACUAGAUGCUACAAGAAGAGCUCUUGCCCACCAAACUCUGCUACUCAGGACAUCACAAUCUUCGGCGCGCUGCUUGUGGUCGCGUCCUGCUUAGUCCUCCUCAUCAUCUACAACUUCUCCGGCCAAAUCCUGACCAACCGCGAGAAGCGGCAGGCCAAGUCCCGGGAGGCCGCCGCGAGGCACGCGCGGGAGACAGCGCAGGCCCGGGAGAGGUGGAAGUCGGCCAAGGGCGUGGCCAAGAAGGCCGGCGUGGGCCUGCAGUCGCAGCUGUCCCGCACCUUCUCGCGCAAGAAGGGCGGUGGCGGUGGCGGUGGGCAGUCGUCGCAGCUGCAGGCCGGAGCGUCCACAAAGGUAGGUGAUGACGCGGGCGGGAAGAAGCACAGCAACCUCGCCGACAUGGUGCGGUCCAUCGACGACAACCCGGAGAGCGACGAAGGGUUCAACCUGGAGGUAGGGGACAAGGCGCUGAAGAAGCCGACGGGCAAGGAGAUGCACACCCGGAGCCAGAUCUUCAAGUACGCGUACGGCCAGAUCGAGAGGGAGAAGGCGAUGCAGCAGGAGAACCACAACAUGACCUUCUCGGGCGUCAUCUCCAUGGCGCAGGACCACGACGUGAGCACGCGCCUGUCCGUCGAGAUCGCCUUCAAGGACCUGACCCUCACGCUCAAGGGCAGCAAGAAGAAGCUCCUGCGGUCCGUCACGGGGAAGCUCUCGCCCGGGAAGGUGGCGGCCGUCAUGGGCCCGUCCGGCGCCGGGAAGACCACCUUCCUCAGCGCCAUCGCCGGCAAGGCCACAGGGUGCGACACGUCGGGCCUGGUGCUGAUAAACGGCAGGAUCGAGCCGAUCCGAGGGUACAAGAAGAUCAUCGGCUUCGUACCCCAGGACGACAUCGUCCACGGCAACCUGACCGUGGAGGAGAACCUGUGGUUCAACGCGAGGUGCAGGCUGUCGGCGGAGAUGUCGAAAGCCGACAAGGUGCUCGUCGUGGAGAGGGUCAUCGAGUCCCUUGGGCUGCAGCCGGUCCGGGACUCCCUGGUGGGGACGGUGGAGCAGCGCGGCAUCUCCGGCGGGCAGCGGAAGAGGGUCAACGUCGGCCUGGAGAUGGUGAUGGAGCCGUCGGUGCUGAUCCUGGACGAGCCGACGUCUGGACUGGACAGCGCAUCCUCGCUGCUCCUGCUCCGCGCCCUCCGCCGCGAGGCUCUCGAGGGCGUCAACAUCUCCAUGGUGGUCCACCAGCCCAGCUACACACUGUACAGGAUGUUCGACGACCUGAUCCUACUGGCCAAGGGGGGCAUGACGGUGUACCACGGGCCGGUGAAGAAGGUGGAGGAGUACUUCACAGGGCUGGGCAUCGUGGUGCCGGAGCGCGUGAACCCGCCGGACUACUACAUCGACAUCCUGGAGGGCAUCGUGAAGCCGAGCCUGAGCUCGGGAGGCAGCGUCAAGGACCUGCCCAUCAGGUGGAUGGUGCACAACGGCUACGACGUGCCGCGGGACAUGCUGCAGAGCUCGUCGGAAUCGGAGUCCACGUCCAGGGGCGACGCGGGACACGCUCCGGACGAGCCGUCGUCCGUGGUCUCGCUGCUCUGGGGCAACCUCAGGGACAUCCUCGGGCAGAAGAAGGACGAGUACGACUACAACAAGACGUCGGAGGACCUGUCCAAGCGCAAGACUCCAGGCAUACUCAGGCAGUACAGAUACUUCCUAGGAAGGUGCGGCAAGCAGAGGCUCCGUGACGCCAGGAUACAGGGAGUGGACUACCUGAUCCUCUGUCUCGCCGGCAUAUGCCUGGGAACGCUGGCCAAAGUGAGCGACGAGACGUUCGGGGCGCUGGGGUACACCUACACCGUCAUCGCUGUCUCUCUGCUGUGCAAGAUCGGAGCCCUGCGUUCCUUCACGCUGGACAAGAUAAACUACUGGAGGGAGCGAGCCUCCGGGAUGAGCUCGCUGGCCUACUUCCUGUCCAAGGACAGCAUCGACCACUUCAACACGGUGGUGAAGCCCAUCGUCUACCUCUCCAUGUUCUACUUCUUCAACAACCCGCGGUCCUCCAUCUGGGAGAACUACAUCGUCCUCCUCGCGCUCGUCUACUGCGUCACCGGCAUCGGAUACACCUUCGCAGUCUUCUUCCAGCCAGGUUCCGCGCAGCUGUGGUCGGCCUUGCUUCCGGUGGUUUUGACUCUGAUAGCCACUCAGCAGAAGGACACUAUCCUUGCCGACCUGUGCUACACCAAGUGGGCUCUGGAAGCCUUCGUCAUUGCCAACGCUCAGAACUAUUCCGGCGUGUGGCUCAUAACCCGGUGUGGCUCGCUGGUCAGGAGCGGCUACGAUAUCGAGCACGAGGCUCUCUGUAUAGCGGUCCUCAUCGCCAACGGGGUACUCUUCCGCUGUGUAGCCUUCUUCUGCAUGGUCACCUUCCAGAAGAACUGAGAGAGGUCGGUCAAGGAAAACACACCCGUGAUUCCGUGAACUUUCUAUGCCCACGUAGCAGCUCUGUUUUUGUUAAUUUCAGUGCAAUAGGAUUGUAGAUUAGAGCCCCUCUUGGUAAGGUAUGUCAGUAUGUGUAGAUGAGGACAGAUUCUUGAAUAGCAGGCAACUAUCAGGGAUGCCCUAAAUUACAGAGGCGGUUUCUUGCCUAACACCAAUGUAAAUUUGAUAUGCAAAUUCAGUGUAUAUAUGGGUACGACGACUAAUCAUGAAA